This is a messenger RNA of Danio rerio (zebrafish), 1195 nucleotides long. NCBI's taxonomy places the organism in Eukaryota, Metazoa, Chordata, Actinopteri, Cypriniformes, Danionidae. The record is from RefSeq and is a predicted model, not a curated record.
UCAUUUAUUUACUUAUUAGUCUACUUUUUCUUUUUAAUUUACACUUUUAUUUUAAUAUUAACGUAAUUAUUAAUUAUCACGCGAAAUGACACAUGGGAAAUGAGGACCGUCUAUCAUUCUGACAAGGAAGAUGGAGUUGGUGGGAAAGAAAAAUGCCACAUCGCCUAUUUGGCAAUAUUUCGGGUUUACACCAGAUGAAAAAGGUGAACCCGCCGAUGUCACGCAGGCAGUUUGCAGACUUUGCUCGGAGGUUGUGCCGGUAAAAGGAUCACAAACCACAAACAUGUACGUACAUUUGCGUGGCCGCCACCCUGCUGAGGCUGCUAAACUAGCGCCAAGAGAAGGCACGAUUAGCAAAGAUCGAAGUCAGCCAUCAAUCAUCGGAGCUUUUUCAAAAAGCACAAAGUAUAAAAGAAACAGUGAAAGGUGGGCUCAGUGCACUGCAGCUGUAUCGAAGUACAUUGCGAAGGAAAUGGUCUCCUAUCAUACAGUCGAGAAAGCAAGCUUUAAAGACCUGCUUCAAACCUUUGAUAAACAGUACGAGCUGCCUGGGCGCAAGUACUUCACCGAAACAGCUAUCCCAAACUUGUACAAUGAAACUAGGGACAUCAUUGCUAAAGAUCUGAAAGCUGCUAACUUUGUUGCUUUGACCACAGACAUGUGGUCAAGCAUAAACAUGACCCCCUAUAUGUCUGUGACAGUCCAUUAUAUUUCGGAAGAUUGGAAGCUAGAAGCAAAAUGCCUGGAAACAACAUUUAUUCCGGAGAAUCACACUGCAGAGGUACUGGCUGAGGCGCUGUCAGAUGCCAUGCAAGAUUGGGACAUAGAACCGAGUAAAAUUUCAUGCAUUACAACUGACAACGGGGCCAAUAUUGUUGCGGCCAUACGAAGGCUCGGAUGGCCAUGGCUGAACUGUUUUGGCCAUAACUUGAAUGUGGCAGUGAAUUAUUCUCUACAAAAGGAGAAAACAAAAACUGAUCGCGCUCUUGGAAUCUGUCGCAAUAUUAACGGGGCAUUUUCUCACAGCUGGAAGAGGCGACAAGAGCUCCGCAAGGCGCAGGAACAGCUAAAUUUACCUCAACGUAUGCUGAUAACGCUACAGAAAUUAUUAUAUUUUAUUUGCUUAAUAUUUAUCUUGUGGCACAACCAUCUUAGUGAAAAAUAAGAAAAAAUAUAUUUUUUUGUCAGACUAGAA